This is a messenger RNA of Echinops telfairi (small Madagascar hedgehog), 3052 nucleotides long. RefSeq names its product solute carrier family 23 member 3 (gene SLC23A3). The coding region runs from base 719 to 2605 and encodes 628 amino acids. The record is from RefSeq and is a predicted model, not a curated record. Gene Ontology annotation, molecular function: transmembrane transporter activity. The transcript has 12 exons. Gene Ontology annotation, biological process: transmembrane transport. Gene Ontology annotation, cellular component: membrane. Lineage: Eukaryota; Metazoa; Chordata; Mammalia; Afrosoricida; Tenrecidae.
AUAAGGACUUUAUAUGGAGCAGUAGUAGUCAUCCUUGCUUGAUAACAGGUGUAUUAUUUUUUUCUUAACUCCUGCAAUCCAUUCACCAAUGAUUAUCAAUUCAUCUUGAGACUGAGAAAGUUGUUAGAGAAUUUUUCGAUUUCUUCAUCACUCGAUUUCCCUGCCUUCUUUUGCUGCCGAUGUUUGCAUUCCCAUCACCAACAGUGAGCUCCGGUGUAACAAUGGUGAGGAGGAUGCAGGGCCAGGCAGUGUCUGGUGCUCGUGUCCAUAGGUCACUAUGAGGUGUAACUGACUGUGACCCAACCAGAACAAUUGACCUUGAAUUUCCUUUUGAGGCAAUCAAAGGGGCUUGGUCCGGAAAGGGCUGAGAGCCACCAAGGUACCGGUGCCGGCUCUACAUGGCGCUGAGAGGAGAAGACAGUCUGCAAAAUCUCCCUGGGUUCUUUUCGUGGGUCCCCUCACCCUCUUAGGCUGCUUGGCAGAGCCUGGCCUAUGAGAAGGAGAUCUGGAAGGAGAUUCUUGGGGGAGGGGUCCAGAACUUGGGUCCCCCGGUUAAUGGGUGAACGAGUUUGCAUAAGAGCUGGGCAAAGGUGAAAGGACGAUGCCCUGUCCCCAAUCCUUCAUCCCUUCGUUCCGCUUCAUUGAUACUCCCACCCCCUUCCCAGCCCUCCCCACUCCAGGCAGCUAACUCCACCCAAACUCUGACCUCUUCCCCUCUAUGUACUCUGGCUCGGGACAGCCAAGACAAGAGAGAGGCCAGGACAGCAUGAGUCGAUCACUCCCGCAUCUCAGCCAACUCUGCCCGGUGGGCUCCCAGGAUGCCUUGGCUCUCCGAUCAUCACCACCUGGUCUGAAGAGUCCCUCAUCCCCUUCUGGGGCCUCUCUGGGUGGGUCUCUUCCCUGGGGCCUCAGCUGUCUUCUGGCUGUGCAGCAUAUCCUGGUCCUGGCCUGCCUGCUCUGCGUCACUCACCUGCUCCUUCUCCACAGCCUCCUCCCAGGAGGACUCUCUUACUCCCCCGCCCAGCUCCUGGCCUCCAGCCUCUUUUCAAGUGGUGUGUCUACUGCCUUGCAAACCUGGAUGGGCAGCAGGCUACCUCUUGUCCAGGCUCCCUCCUUCGAGUUCCUGAUCCCUGCACUGGUGCUCACCAGCCAGAAGCUCCCUAUGGCCAUCCGGACACCUGGGAACUGUGAGCAUAGAGCAAGCACGUGGGCCUCCCUCGUGGUGCCCCGCCUGUGUGGGGGCCCUGGCUGCCAUAGCCCGGACCUCAGGAACGCUUCUCUCCGGGAGGUGUCCGGAGCAGUGGUGGUCGCCGGGCUGCUGCAGGGCACACUGGGGCUGUUGGGGGGCCCUGGCCGCUUGUUCCCUCACUGUGGGCCCCUGGUGCUGGCCCCAGGACUGGUUGUGGCGGGGCUCUCUGCCCACAGGGAGGUAGCUCUGUUUUGCUCCGCUCACUGGGGCCUGGCUUCGCUGCUUAUCCUGCUCAUGGUGGUCUGUUCUCAGCACCUGGGCUCCUGCCGGCUCCCUCUUUGCCCCUGGAGGCCAGCUGCAGCCUCUCUAACUCGAGCGCUCAGUCCUGCCUUCCGGCUCCUCUCGGUGCUGAUCCCUGUGGUCUGUGUGUGGGUCCUCUCUGCCCCGCUGGGUCUCAGCACUGGCUCCCUGGAGCUGUCUGCCCCACCGGAGGCACCGUGGUUCUGGCUGCCUCACCCCGGUGAGUGGGACUGGCCUUUGCUGACGCCCACAGCCCUGACCGCAGGCAUUUCCAUGGCCCUGGCAGCCUCCACCAGCUCCCUGUGUGGCUAUGCUCUGUGUAGCAGGCUCCUGCAUCUGCCGUCUCCCCCUUCACAUGCCUGCAGUCGAGGGCUGUGCCUAGAGGGUCUGGGCAGUGUGCUGGCUGGACUCCUCGGGAGUCCUAUGGGCACUGCAUCCAGCUUCCCCAACGUGGGCACAGUGAGUCUCACCCAGGCGGGGUCUCUGCGAGUAGCCCAUUUGGUGGGGAUUCUCUGCAUGGGGCUGGGGCUCUCCCCCAGACUGACUCAGCUCCUCACCGCCAUCCCACUGCCUGUGCUUGGCGGGGUGCUGGGGGUGACCCAGGCAGUGGUUUUGUCUACUGGAUUCUCCUGCUUCCACCUGGCUGAUAUUGACUCUGGCCGGAAUGUCUUCAUAGUCGGCUUUUCUAUCUUCAUGGCCCUGCUGUUGCCACGAUGGCUUCGGGAAGCCCCGGUCCUUCUCAUCACAGGCUGGAGGCCCUUGGAUGUGUUCCUGCGAUCACUGCUGACAGAGCCCAUCUUGCUGGCUGGACUCUUGGGCUUCCUCCUAGAGAACACCAUUCCUGGCACCCCGCUAGAGAGAGGCCUAGGUCAAGGUCAAGAGGUUCGGAUGCUUCAGACACCCAGAAAGAAGGCUGUUCAAGAGUAUGGGCUUCCUCUUCCCAUCCAAAGCUUGUGUGCCUGCCUCCCCCAGUCCCUUCGUUGCCUCUGCCCACUGCCUGAGGAUGUUGGGGAUAAGGAAGGAGAGCUCUCUGAUCCAGGAGAGACAGCAGACUUGCUGCCUGGUUUUGGGGAGCCAGAGUUUGGGCCUACCAGAGAUGGGUUGAAGUCCCAGUAAUUCCAGGAUGCCUACUUCUGUAUGGAUGGUUCAGUCUGCGGGGAGUCAGCUCCCAGGCUCUGCUUUCUCCUAGGGAGAAGGGUGUGUGGGCAUAUAACCUGGGCCCAUUUAAAGACCCCAUUUUCCUCUAGGUGUGUGUCUCUUUUUCUCUGAAUCAGGACUAACCGGUCCACAACUUUCUCCCUGGGAGCAGCUAGCGGGUUCCAACGUCUUACGAAUGAAUGAAUGACAUGUUGCCUCUACAUUCUCAAUGCCACUUAAAUUCCAGAAUCCUGUUGACCAAUAUUUAUUGAGUGCCUCCCACAUGCAAGGUCCUAGAACUACAGUUAAGGACAAUGCAGGGUCCCUCUCCACUCAAAGACACCUAGAAACCCCUGCCUUCUGCUUUGCAUUUUGGUGAAUCAGUCUAUAAUAAAGAUGAAAACAACUCUUUGUUGUCCAAGCAAA